Molecule: messenger RNA, 1439 nt
Organism: Lineus longissimus
Lineage: Eukaryota; Metazoa; Nemertea; Pilidiophora; Heteronemertea; Lineidae
Product: signal recognition particle receptor subunit beta-like
Exons: 6
Coding region: 14-790 (258 amino acids)
Biological process (GO): vesicle-mediated transport; intracellular protein transport
Cellular component (GO): Golgi apparatus; cytoplasm
Molecular function (GO): GTP binding
Source: RefSeq, a predicted model, not a curated record
CAAAAUUGCCAACAUGGCUUCCGAAUAUGAAGACCAGUUCAAAAUAUUGAAAAUGAUCCAUAAAGACCUCUUAGCGGGCGAUCCUCAAAUAAUUGGGGUAUUUGUGGGAAUGGCAGUUGUCAUCAUAACAAUUUUAUACUUCCUUCUAUGUGGAAGGAAGAACAAAAGAAACGGUGUUCUCCUUGUUGGAUUAUGUGACUCGGGAAAAACACUACUUUGGAGCAGGCUUGUCAAUAAGAAAUUCGUCAACUCCCACACUUCGAUAAGAGACAACUGUGGCAUCUACAAGAUCCCUGACCAUUCAAAGACACUGAGGCUCUUCGACCUCCCGGGACACGAGAGAACGAGAAGUAAAUUCAUUGACAGUUAUAAAGAUAAUGCAAGAGGAGUCAUUUUUGUUGUGGACAGCACGACGAUUCAGAAGGAAAUCAAGGAUGCAGCCGAAUUUCUGUACAACAUCCUAAGUGAUGGUGUGUUCUCCUACAAUGCUCCACCAGUGCUUGUGGCCUGCAACAAACAUGACCAAACAUUUGCCAAGAGUUCCAAAGUCGUCCAAGAUCAACUUGAAAAGGAAAUGAACACCCUCCGUGUGACCAGAUCAGCCCAACUAGAGUCCACUGAAGGAACUGGCAACAACAACACUUUCCUUGGAAAGCGCAACAAAGAUUUUGAAUUUGGCGACCUUCGGCCUUUCAAGGUAGAGUUUGUUGAAUGCAGCGGGCGAGGCCAGAAGGACGAAAAUGAAGAAGACUUGGAAGGAAUUAAAAAUUGGCUCAAUAAAAUUGCAUAAAUUGUUUUUUAAAAAUGUUUGAAUGUUGAUGAAAGAAGUUCUGGAGUGAUGUUUGAUGUUUGUAAGGGUUCAACCUUAGCUUUAAAGGGGACUAUACAUCAGGACUGGAGAUAACCCCCAAAGAGUGUGUUUUGAAGCAUAAACUUGGCCCAGGACCCUUACAUUUGAAACUGUAAGAAAGUCUGGCUCGGGUCCUGAUACAUGUACAUGUUUUUUUCACCUGGCUUCAGGCCAACUGCCAUCUUAUGUUGCCUCGCAUCUUUUACCUGGGUGGCUAUUUUUGAUGUGUGUUCUCCAUCUGACGUCAUGAAAAAGAUCUCUCCCACCUGGAACCCAGCUCUGUCGUGACAAGACCUCUUUCAUGACAUUGUUCCGCCAUGAAGUCCUGAAUGCAUGUACAGGUUGAGUGAGAUUGUGUUUCUCCGAAAGGCUUAUAGGUGUCUUCACUGUCACACAAAUACAUGUGCCCAUUCAUAGGUGCCUGUAUGACCAUCCCUGUUAGGAGUACAAGUUUAUAAGAAAAAUUACACUGCCAGAAAGAUUUGUGAUACGACAUGUAGUACAUUAAGUAGAUGGCAAAAGUCCUCAUUCAUAUUUUGUCAAGUUGGUGUCGUCUUCUCAUAUCAAAAUAAAUCUGCACGUCAUGCUA